GGUCAUAUUGAAUGGCGGUGCAGGCUCAAUGGGCCUACUCCUGCACCGAUUGUCAAGUCCUCCUUUAGCGCAGACGUGAUAUCAUCCCUGACUUCUCCUCCCCCCCCCCUCCUUUGACUUCCCUCCCUGUCCUAUCUGAAGCAUCUAUAUCCUGGAACAUUCAGUUGCCAAACACGCCCUUCCUUCAAACAUAUCAGCGAUCACAAUAUCAUCAUACUCCCAGGCACCGCUGUGUUUAUCUACCUUACCCACUGUACUCUGCAUUUCCAACCGCCAUUUCCUUUGCGUUCAUCUGCUCUCUGCCUACUCCUCCCCUUGGCGACGCGAACUCGGUUAUCCUUACUGACUUCACCGUCCAGUAGUAUUCCCGUCUCGUUCCCCUGCCACAUUAUGUGAGGUGAACUGGAUUGAGUUUAUCGUCAUGUGUAACGUCUUGCCAGCGAAACAGGCCGGUCACAGACUGACGCGGCGUAGAUAAGCGAAUAAUAGAAUGGACGCCAGCGAGUACCUGUCCCGUAUUGGCUACGGGGGAGCGACCGAGCCAUCACUGGAGAAUCUCAAGGCUAUCCACCGGCAGCACCUCCUGGCAGUGCCCUUUGGCAGCCUGGCCAUCCACUGCGGGGAGCGCAUUGAGUUGAUUCUGCCCGCGGUGUACCAGAAAGUGGUGAUCCAGAAGCGGGGUGGCUUCUGUUACGAGCUGAAUGGCCUCUUCUCCUGGCUCCUGCAAGCCCUGGGCUACCAGGUCCAGCUGGUGUCCGGCCGGGUCCGCAACUCCGUCACCCAGUGCCUGGGCCCACCCAAAGACCACCUCCUCCUGCUGGUGACGGUCGGUGAGGGCGGGCACCGUGGCUGGCUCUGCGACGUGGGGUUCGGGAACUCCUUUCGCUGGCCCCUGCCCCUGGAGGACGGCCACCUGGAACGCCAGGAGAACGGGCUGUUCCACCUCCAGCUGGCGAGGGGCGGGGGGGACUGGCGGCUGCGGCGCUACCCGCUCUCCAGCCCAGGGCCGACAGACCAACCGGACGCCACCCUCUACACCUUCAGCACAGAGCUCCGGGCCUGGGGUGACUUCAGGGCCAUGUGCCAUUACCACCAAACCUCCGCCAGCUCCAUCUUCGCCCGCAAGUCCUUCUGCUGCCUCCACCUGCCCGGUGGGCUGAUCACCUACAUGGGGCGGCGCCUCAUCGAGACAGAGUUCAGUGCCGACGGUGACCGCAAGGCCACGAGGGAGCUGACGGACGAGGAGAUACCCUGGGUCCUCAAGGAGAGGUUCGGCAUUGUCCUCACAAACAGGCUGGUCCCCAAGGACGAAGACAUACUACCCCCGCAGGAAUACCCCUGAGCCGGAACUCGGAUGGGGGGGGGGGGGGGGGAGGGAGAUGGGCAGUUACGGCACCCUCUCCUCCCAUACCCGGCAGGUCCCUUCUCCAUCACCCGCGGACAGAGGAUUCAAAUAAAUGUGCGUGGACGGCGCUUGAUGAA
Molecule: messenger RNA, 1482 nt
Organism: Chiloscyllium plagiosum (whitespotted bambooshark)
Lineage: Eukaryota; Metazoa; Chordata; Chondrichthyes; Orectolobiformes; Hemiscylliidae
Product: arylamine N-acetyltransferase, pineal gland isozyme NAT-3-like
Molecular function (GO): arylamine N-acetyltransferase activity
Source: RefSeq, a predicted model, not a curated record